Plasmodium gaboni is the source of this 2745-nucleotide messenger RNA. RefSeq names its product putative GTP-binding protein. The record is from RefSeq and is a predicted model, not a curated record. Gene Ontology annotation, molecular function: GTP binding. NCBI's taxonomy places the organism in Eukaryota, Apicomplexa, Aconoidasida, Haemosporida, Plasmodiidae. The transcript has a single exon. Bases 1 to 2745 code for a protein of 914 amino acids.
AUGAACUAUAAUAAAAUAACACUCUAUAUAAUAAUUUUUUAUUUUUCCUUAUCCUUUUUUCACACUUAUAUUGUUAUUAAAAAGUUUAAUAUAUAUUCUAAACAUCUCUUUUCUCAAGCCUGUAACAGAUACACACAUAAUAUAUUAAAAAAGAAAAAAAAAAAAUGUACAUAUAAUAUUAAUUAUUAUUCGUUUUUAUCACCUCGUGUAGAGGACUCUAAUAUUAAAACGGACAAAAAAGGCACCUUCUCAAUUUAUAUGAACAAUAAGAGUCAUCAAAUAGAUGAUCAAAUGAACGAACAUAUAAAUGAUCAAAUAGAUGAUCAAAUAAACGAACAUAUAAAUGAUCAAAUAGAUGAUCAUUUAAAUGAUGAUGCAUUCAAUACAACAAAUACAAAGCAUAUAAGAGAAAGCCAGGACCAUGAAAUAUCUACAGAUUGUAAUAAAAUGAUAGAGCCAAAAAAAAAAAAAAAAAAAUAUAUUAAAAAGAAUAAAAUAAGAAUAAAAGUAAUGAAGGAAAAUAAAUUGAAAAAAAAAAAAUUGACGAAAAAAAAAAAUUUAUUUAAUAUAAAUGAGCACAGUACGUCAGAUGAUAAUAGUAUUAUGAUGAACGAGGAAAAAGAAGAAGAAGAAAAAAAAGAAAACCAAAAUUAUGAUGAUAAUAUAGAACAACAAAAAGAAGAUGAUGAUGGUGAUAUAAAACAACAAAACCAAAAUUAUGAUGAUAAUAUAGAACAACAAAAACAAGAUGAUGAUUAUCAUAUAAAACAACAACCCCUUUAUUGUGAUGAUACAAAUGAAAGUAUUCAGAUUUCAUCUAAUAAGGAUCAUAAACAAAGUAUUAUAUCAAAUUCUCACCAAAUAAAUGAUAAUUAUUUUUAUGAUGAAAAAAAAAUAUCGACAAAUAUAUAUACACCUAAUAAUAUACAAAACGAAGAUACACAUGAAGAUAUUAAAAUGGAUGAUAUAAAUAUUGAAGAGAAUCAAAAGAAUAAAAAAAAGAAAGAUGUUGAAUUAAAAAUAAUCCGUAAUUUACCUUUAAUAUCAAUUAUUGGUAGACCUAAUGUUGGCAAGUCGACCAUUUUUAAUCGACUUACUAGAAAAUAUCAAGAAGGUAGUAUUGUUUUAGAUGUUAGUAGCACCCGAGAUAAAUUAUAUGGAGAGGUGGAGUGGGAAGGAUAUAAAUUUGAACUGGUAGAUACAGGUGGUUUAGUGUUUGAAGAAGAAAAGUUUUCAAAAGAAAUAAAAGAUCAAAUUCUUAUGGCUCUAAAAGAAUCAUCAGUUGUUAUUUUUGUUGUUGAUGGUAUACAUGGUGUGGAUCCUAGAGAUAUUGAAAUCUGCCGAUUUUUAAGAAAAUAUAUAAAUAUUAAACAAUCAAAAGGAGAAGAUAUCAAUAAAAAGGUAAACGUAAAUGUAAAUGUAAAUAUAAAGGAACACAAAAUUGUAGAUUCACAAACAUAUGAUAAUAAGAAUAUAAAACAGUUAGAUGAUAAAGAGGAAAAUUUACAAAGAUAUGAUAAAAUAAAUCAAUAUGAUAUACAAAAUAAUAUAAAAAAAAAAGAAACAUAUAAUAAUAUAUCUAACGAUAUAAAGGAGAAUAGUAAUAAUGAUUGUAAGAAGCUACCAAUAAAAGUUAUUUUAUGUGUAAAUAAAUGUGAAUCUUAUAAAGAUGGUUAUUAUAAAGCACAAGAAUUUUGGUCCCUUGGAUUUGGAGAUCCAUUUCCUUGUAGUGGAAUUCAUGGGAAUGGUCUCUCAGAAAUUUUAGAUGAAUGUAUUAAACAUAUAGAUAAAAUAAAAAUAAAUGAAUUAGAUGAUAAUAUAAAUGAAGAAAAUACUAUUAAUAUUAGUUUUAUAGGGAAACCAAAUACUGGUAAAUCAAGUAUAUUAAAUAAAAUAUUAAAUUGUAAUCGUUUUAUUGUUUCUCCUUUAGCUGGAACUACUGUAGAUUCUAUUGAUGUUCUAGUUAAAUUAAAAAAUAGUGAUCGUAUAUAUCGUCUUAUUGAUACAGCAGGAAUACAAAAAAGAAAAAAAAAUGUAUCUUUUAAUACUAAAACAAAAUAUGAAUAUCUUUUAUAUAAUAGAACAGAAAAAGCUAUAAAAAGAAGUGAUGUAUGUAUUCUUGUAAUCGAUUCUUUUAAUGGUAUUAGUACACAAGAUAUCAAUAUUGCUAGAAAAAUUCUACAAGAAAAUAAAAGUUGUAUUAUCUGUUGUAAUAAAUGGGAUCUAAUAUAUAAUAAAAAUGAUAUUUUUAAUGAUACCAAAAAUUAUGUUCUAAAUCUAUUAAAACCUAUAGAUUUUUCUAAUAUUCUUUUCAUGUCAGCUAAAACUUCUCAAAGAUUAUUAAACAUAUUUGAUCUUGCUGAACAAACAUAUCAAAAUUAUAUUAAACGUGUUAAUACAAAUACUCUAAAUGAAAUUAUUAAAGAAGCAUUAUUAUUAAGACCACCAAUUCCAAUUAAAAAUAAAUCCUUAAAUAUAUAUUAUGCUUUUCAGUCUCAUAUUAAACCACCUGGAUUUGUUUUCAUUUGUAACUCAGAAAAAUCAGCUUAUCUUAACUAUACUAAAUAUCUAGAAAAUAGAAUACGUGAAGCAUUCAAUAUUAAAGGUACACCCAUCAAAAUCUAUUACAAACAAAAAAAAUUAAGAAAAAUUAUCAACAAACAGAAAAAACCUGAUAAAUAUAAUCUAGACAUACAAGCCAUUCAAAAAAAUUUUCAAAUAAUGCAAUCUCAAGGAAAAAAAUAA